AUGGCGCAACGACUGACGUACCGAAGGCGCCUUUCUUACAACACCCCCUCCAACAAGACCAAGGUCAAGAAGACGCCAGGAGGCAAGCUCGUCUUCCACUACGUCAAGAAGAGGGGAAAGGUCCCCCGUUGCGGAGACACCGGCGUCAAGCUCCACGGAAUCACCGCCGCUCGCCCACGUGAGCUCUCCAGACUCACUCGCCGCCACAAGACCGUCACCCGUGUUUAUGGAGGAGUCCUGUGCCCCGCCGCCGUCAAGGAGAGGAUCAUCCGAGCAUUCCUGUGUGAAGAACAAAAGAUCGUCGCCAAGGUUAUCAAAAGCCAGAAGACCGCCAAGAAC
Molecule: messenger RNA, 339 nt
Organism: Mesorhabditis spiculigera
Lineage: Eukaryota; Metazoa; Nematoda; Chromadorea; Rhabditida; Rhabditidae
Source: the annotation of a GenBank genome assembly